Paramormyrops kingsleyae is the source of this 1487-nucleotide messenger RNA. The record is from RefSeq and is a predicted model, not a curated record. Lineage: Eukaryota; Metazoa; Chordata; Actinopteri; Osteoglossiformes; Mormyridae.
CUCCAAAAAUUUUGAAAAGAUCCACAAAAGUGGUCUUCCAAGCUUUGUGAAAAAUGGUGACUUCAUCCAGCUGCCAGUGGACCUGUGGUUCGGCCUCCAUAAACUUCUGACAUUAAUCAAAAAUGUCAUGGUUGUGGCUAUUCAGACUGGGCUAAGGAGACUUAGUAAUUUUGGCCACGGAUGGAGAAAGAUUGAUGACAUCAAAAGAGUGUUUUUAUUUCCAAGUAAAAAAGCAGUGUACAUCUCUGAAAACUGGAAGGAUAACGCGUUUUUUGGGAGCCAGUUCCUUAAUGGAUGUAACCCAGGAAUGAUACAGAAGUGCACUGAAAUCCCAGAGAAAUUUUCUAUCCCAGAGAUAACAAAAAAAUAUUCUAACAUCAAAGAGCUCAUCAAGAAUGGGGAAAUUUAUAUGGUUGAUUAUGGACUGCUUGAUAACGUUAAAGAGGGCAUCAUUGAUGACCAUGAGCAGUUUCUGGCUGCACCAGUCGUACUUCUUCAGGAGAUGGAGCAGGGACUGAUGCCCAUCGCCAUCCAGUUGAAACAAAAGCCUGGUGAGGAGAAUCCUAUCUUCACUCCAAAGGACAAACCCGAGGCCUGGCUUCUGGCGAAGAUCUGGGUCCGUAACUCUGACUUCUACAUCCAUGAGCUGGUAUCCCACCUUCUGAAGACACACCUGCUGGCUGAGAUCUUCUUCUUCAGCAUCUUCACAUGCCUGCAUGAUCACCAUCCAAUCCUAAGGAUCUUUGCUGUCACCGGACGAUACACAAUACCAAUCAAUGUAAUUGCCAGAUCUACACUCAUCAACGACACCGGCUUCUUUAUGAAGUACACAGGCUUUGGCAAGGACGCCCAGUGGGAGGUGUUACAGAGAGCAGUCAAACAACUGACAUACAAGAGCCUCUGUCUGCCUGACAACCUGACGAGCCGUGGAGUGCAGAAGCUGAAGAACUAUCACUACCGGGAUGAUGCCAUGCAAAUCUGGGAUGCAAUAUCUGAAUUUCUUCGGAAGGUUGUUGAUACAUACUACAAUGAUGACAGUGAUAUUAAAAAGGACAAAGAACUUCAGAACUUCUUGUACUAUACUCACUCUUAUGGACUUAAAAUAAAAGAUUUCCCUGAAACUGUGGAUACUAAAGCAGAAGCAGUCAAAUACCUGAGCAUGGUGAUGUUUACCUGCUCAGCUCAGCACGCCGCCGUGAACCACGGACAGUAUGAUACUUACGCUUGGAUGCCAAACGGUCCCACAACAAUGAGGCAGCCCCCACCAAGGAACGCGGACGAGGUAGAUGAGGAUUACAUCAUCAAUACUCUGCCUGAUUUGGACACGACCCUGCAGGGCAUGUCUGUAGCCCGGUUCCUCAGUCAAGCCACUGAAGAUUUUGUAAGUGCUUAUCUGUUUGCUGGUACUGAACCUUUUCCAGUUAUUCCUUGAUCCCUAUGUUCUUAUCCCUAACUGACUCAUUCUGCUCUGUUAGCCUGUACUGGUA